GGAGGUUACUUACACUGAGGGGGGGAAUCCAGCUGGCUCAUCUGAUCCCUGCAGUUCAGGAGAGAGAGCAGUGUGUGUCAUGUUACACAGGAGAGAAGAUCAGCCGCAGCAACCAGUUGAGAAUUACACCUUCCUAAUGGGGACUUUUGUGUGUGACUUCUUUACAACUCUCACAAGUCACUGAAGUUUACUAAGAAAAAAAAAAAAGAGAAUAAACUACAACACAACACAGCAGCAGGACAGAACUUUCCAAAAACUUUUUCUCUUCUUGUAUACAAAUACAUCUAUUUCAUUUUGUUCAUGAAGUUGGAUCUACGCUAUCAAAGCUGCAGAGACCAAUUUAUUUGUGGCUGGCAGCUUCAUUCCCGUACCCUGCUUGUCAUAUACCGGACAGCUGCUAUUGGAUCCACCUCGGUUUGACCCUGAAUUCUGGAUUUUGCUUCUUGGAUUAAGAUUGUGGAUUAUUUAUUCUAUUUAUUUAUUUAUUGCUCCUCUGGACAGCAUGGAGGGGAAGGAGGUGUGCAGGGAUGCUGCUAGCAACAAUGUAUUCCCUAGGAGUUGUAAUGUCACCCCCUGUAGGACAGAGGACUGUAGGAAGUGCAGCUGGUUCCCUGCACUCUUGGGAUGUGGGUUUGCAGUGGUAUCAGUCUUUUCUCUGGUUCUCAGCCUCCUGGUUUUCAGUAGAACUUCUGACCUGCAGUCCAGGGUUUCUGAUUUAGAGAAGCAGCAAUACACUCAGCUAUCUGCCUUGGUCUCUGCAGACCAAAUGGAGACAGCUAUUUUGGGAAGAGUUGACCAACUCCUGGAAGAGAAGCUGAAAUCCCAUCUACCAAGGCUUCGAGAAGCAAGAGACACAAGUGUGAAAUGCCUGUGUCCACCUGGGCCUCCGGGAGCAAGGGGCAAGAGAGGACAUAAUGGGGAGUCAGAAGUUGUCAUUCAGCCCUCAUAUACUUGGGUUUCUGCAACGUGCAAACUCUUUGGUAGAAAACCAUAUUCAAGAUUAACGGGAAUAUUCAUCAUGAAAAAAUUGUGA
Messenger RNA from Pseudophryne corroboree (corroboree frog), 1033 nucleotides. RefSeq names its product collagen alpha-1(XIII) chain-like. NCBI's taxonomy places the organism in Eukaryota, Metazoa, Chordata, Amphibia, Anura, Myobatrachidae. The record is from RefSeq and is a predicted model, not a curated record. The coding region runs from base 503 to 1033 and encodes 176 amino acids. The transcript is spliced from 4 exons.